UGCUGGCAGAACAUACAAAGAGGAGAGGAGGGACACAUUUUAAAGGAUACAGCGCACUUUCAGCAGCAGCAGCAGCAUUACUUCACUAUACUGCAAAACCACUAGUCUAUUCCCCCCCUGGAUUUUUCUAAUGAAUAUGGGAAGAGGAAACAAUGCUUUUCUGGCGAUUGUAUGGAUAUACUUGUUAAAAACGUGCGCAAGUCUUUCAAAUACUACAACCGAAGCAAACUUUCUGACUAACAGCACGGACUGGGUUGUCGAUUACAGCAACAUUGAAUCCAAGUUCUCUCUGCGCACGCCGGAGGUUCCCGACGAUGACACCUGUUACCUGGUCCCGGGACAGCCUGACACCAUCGCGCAAUGCAAAUUCAACCAGACCAUAAAGACCUUUGUGGUCAUCCACGGGUGGACGGUGACUGGGCUGUUUGAGAGCUGGAUCCCCAAGUUGGUGGCAGCGCUGUACGAGAGAGAGCCCCACUCCAACGUGAUCGUGGUGGACUGGCUGCACCGAGCGCAACAGCACUACCCCACCUCCGCUGCGUACACAGAGCUAGUGGGACAAGACGUGGCCAAGUUCGUGGACUGGAUGGAGAGUGAAAUAAACUACCCUUUGGAGAUGUUUCAUCUGCUGGGGUACAGUCUUGGAGCUCACGUUGCGGGCAUUGCUGGCAGUCUCACAAACAACAAGGUCAACCGAAUCACAGGCCUCGAUCCUGCCGGCCCCACGUUUGAGUAUGCGGAGGAGCAGCGGCGGCUCUCCCCGGACGAUGCUAACUUUGUGGAUGUGCUGCACACCUACACCAGGGGCUCUCCCGACCGGAGCAUUGGUAUCCAGAAACCAGUGGGCCACAUUGAUAUCUACCCCAAUGGGGGGGUCUUCCAGCCAGGCUGUGAUCUGCACAAAGCCAUGCUCAUGAUUGCUGCCAAUGGAUUUGCAGAUAUGGACCAGAUCGUGAAAUGCUCCCAUGAACGCUCCAUCCACCUGUUCAUCGAUUCGCUGUUGAACGAGGAGAAGGCGAGCAUGGCGUACCGCUGCAGCACCAAGGAAGCCUUCGACAAGGGACUCUGUCUGAGCUGCCGUAAGAACCGCUGCAACACCCUGGGCUACGAUGUCAACAAAGUGAGAAACAAGAGAAGCGCCAGGAUGUAUCUGAAAACCAGGGAGGUGAUGCCUUACAAAGUUUUCCACUUUCAGAUCAAGGUGCAUUUCUUCAACAGGAUAAACAUCUCCUUCACAGAUCAGCCAAUCACGUUGUCUCUGUACGGGACACAGAAUGAAGUCCAGGACAUUGCCCACUCCCUACCUGACAUGUCAACCAACAAAACCAUCUCGUUCCUGGUGACCACCGACGUGGACAUUGGAGACCUUCUCAUGGUGAAGAUGAAAUGGGAGAAGGAUUCUUACUUCGGCUGGUCCGACUGGUGGGGAAGCAACAACUUUAACAUCCGCAAGCUCAGAGUGAAAGCGGGAGAAACGCAGGAAAAGGUGGUGUUCAGUGCCAAAGAUGGUGAGUUUGCAGAUCUGAAGAGAGGAGGGGACUUUUCUGUCUUUGUGAAAUCUAAAGAAGACCAGGUUCGCAAGAGGCAUGCAAGGCAUCAUGAACACAAAAGACCUGCUAAGCGUUGGAUGAACUCCAAUUGAGUACGAUGCAAAGAUCGAAAAAGCAAUAUCGUCUUGAUAUGGAUUAUUAAAACAAUGGGAGUAAGAACUGGAAGCUAGUUAUUGGACAAUGACUGGCAUCCUGUUGUCUUGGUUAUUUGUAAGCACAGUAUAAAGCUGUUGAGCAUUUCAAUACAGUAGUUCAAUACAUUUUAGUUCGCUUUACAGUAAUGUAAUGAGGGGGACUGGGUCAUAUUUAGCACUUGUCACCAAUGUUCUUUACCUUUUACUGGAGCUCUUGAUAUCUGCUUAUUGAUUUCCUCUUCUGUGUAAAAACUGAAAUUAAAUUGGUCUCCUAUUUUAAACUGGAUUGAGUUGGAUUUUAAAUAUGCGCAUAUAUUUCAUAGGGCAUGGAGCUGAGAUGGUUUUUAACCAAGUAAUUGUAACUUUCACAAAGCAAUCUAUUAAACCCUAAACCCUGUUACUCACUGAAACACGCAUGCACAGACUUUAUUAUUAUUUUUUUAAUAUACAGACAAAGUCUGUAAAUUAAUCCACUAAAGAGUUUUUUUUUUUUUUUGCAAAAUACUCUGGCUUCAACACGAGACAAGUUUGUCCUGUGGGAUCAGAGGGCUCAAAUUUAUAGCUUUAAAAAUUGUUCUCUGUAAUUUGAGACUUCCUGUCUGGUGUGUGUCUUUUACAUGGAGAUCAUAUAUUGAAAACAAUCUCUCCAAUCCAGUUUGAUUAACUUAAAAAUCCUCUUUCUCCCAAAGAUUAUAUGUUUAACAUACCAGGCUUUACCAAGAGUCAAAUAAUGUAAAAAAGGGAACUUAAGCUAUCACCUCAAAGAGACUUGGAAAUGAAGUUAUGUAAUGUAUAUAUUUGUGUAAUAGACUGUAUAUAUUUGCUAGUUCUCCCAAGCCCAUCUAUAUUUUCCAGAGCUGUAGUGCUUGGCUUUUAAAAAAAAAAAACAUUUCUGUAUGCUUUUCCUCAAGCCACUCAUUAAGGCACAAAGUGUCAAAAUAGUCACAGAGUGAUCUAACAUGUGCUGACCAGAGCAAAACCUGGCGUGAAGAAAGAAGGGAAAUGCUGCAUGCCUUAAAGUUUAGGCUGUUGCAUAAAAAGCCGCAAAAAAAAAAAACAUGUUUGUAAUGGUGUUUUAAUAACUUUAUACACAUGAUACUGUAAUAAAGACUUGCAAUAAUGCACACUAGAGUUGGGUGUUGACAGAAGCACUUUGGCACAAAUUGCACAAUAUAAAUCCAAUUUUAGAACCAGACGGGUUCACGAGAUGAACUUGUGUAUGCCUGUGCUGAAGUUGAAUAAUAGGUGUUUAAGCUUGUUCUGUAUUUUGUUUGGAUGGAGUGGCAUGUUCUUGAAACCAGAUUACAGUAACUUCCAUUAUGUUGGCUAGGUUUGAAGACGUCUAGCAGUAGACUCUUGUCGGUUUGCUAAAAGUACGUGAAUGUGAUCACCUGUGUAUAGUAUGCUGCAGUCUUCCUAAUCUUGUCUGUUUGCUACAUAGAAAGAACUGUCUUCAAUAAAGAAGCAAUUUGCAAAGGGUUAUCCAUGGUAGACACCCAGAAGGAGACUGUGUUCUGCAGUAUAUAUAAUUUCUUUCCAAUGUUAUAUUUGUGAAAGUUGUUCACUGCACACUAAUGGGUGUUGCGGCAGUAACUCAUGUUGCUUGGUCUGUGUACAGGUUUGCAGUUCUAAACAAUUAUUUAUUCUGCUGUAUGGAAGUUAACUGAUUGUGAAGCAUUGUUUUGUGACAAUACAGUACUUACUCUGCAGAAGCGUUUGGGCAACUCUUGUGGGAGAGCGGAGGAGUCUUGACUGUUCCAUCGUGUUGCAAUCAGUCCUGUAGAUUAUUAUUUUUUUGCAAUUGUGUAAUCUGUAUAACAAAAACAGCAACUGGCAGUAUGACUCUUCUGUGAAUGUAUCCGCUGGCUUUGAUGUUCUACUCAAAUUGCAUUUAUUGGAGCUGUUUACAAAAUAAAGUUGUGCCAAAAAAAUUGUUUUUUUUUUGGUUUUUCACAAUG
Molecule: messenger RNA, 3642 nt
Organism: Polyodon spathula (Mississippi paddlefish)
Lineage: Eukaryota; Metazoa; Chordata; Actinopteri; Acipenseriformes; Polyodontidae
Product: lipoprotein lipase-like
Exons: 10
Coding region: 131-1642 (503 amino acids)
Biological process (GO): lipid metabolic process
Molecular function (GO): lipoprotein lipase activity; apolipoprotein binding
Source: RefSeq, a predicted model, not a curated record